AGUUUUUCACUUUUCAGAUUGAAAGUUUUUGUCUAUCUAAAAUAUAUAUAUAUAUAUAUAUAUAUAUAAAUGGCUUCCCUGAGCUUGAGCUUCACGCCCAUGUCGCUCCGGCCACCGGAAUUAUCCUCCGGCAAUGGCAACUACGGAAACAUCCUCAGAAAGAAACCAUUCUCUGUCUCAGUGGCUGCAAAUUCUCCGGCUCCACCAGAAAAGCCAGAAAUUGAGCUCGAAUUUAUUGGGCCGAAGGCAGAGAGUGAUGGGUCGUAUCCUUUGGAGACAGCCAAAGAGAUAAGUGGAGAGAAGCUUCUGAGGAACAUCAUGUUGGAUAACAAGAUUGAGCUCUAUGCCACGUAUGGAAAAGUGAUGAAUUGUGGUGGUGGUGGAAGCUGUGGAACUUGUAUUGUUGAGAUUAUUGAUGGAAAAGAUCUUCUAAAUGAAAGAACAAACACAGAGCUUCGGUAUCUGAAGAAGAAACCUGAAUCUUGGAGGCUUGCUUGUCAAACUAUAGUGGGAAACAAGGAAAAUUCUGGAAAGGUAGUUGUUCAAAGGAUACCCCAGUGGAAGAAAUAAUUAAGAGCUGGUCCCUAUUCAUAGAUGCAGCCAAUGAUUUAUUGUUGAAAGGGAGGCAUCAUUACAUUAAAAAAAUGUUUACUGGUAACAAUUAUAAAUUUUCUUAGCCUGGCAUGCUGAAAUAGUAAUGUGUUGUUCAGAUGUUACUGGUAAAUGGUAAUCUGUGUAUACCGCUUCGUCUGUCCACAUAAUGAAAUUGGUCAAGUUGUUUUUCUCAACAGUUGGGAAAUUUUGUGAGGCAUUUCCUUGUAUAGUUUUAGGACAAAUAUUGACUCUAAAAUGGUUUGGAGCUAUCUUUUUCAACC
Messenger RNA from Quercus lobata, 875 nucleotides. RefSeq names its product 2Fe-2S ferredoxin-like superfamily protein. Gene Ontology annotation, molecular function: 2 iron, 2 sulfur cluster binding; electron transfer activity. The record is from RefSeq and is a predicted model, not a curated record. Lineage: Eukaryota; Viridiplantae; Streptophyta; Magnoliopsida; Fagales; Fagaceae. The transcript is spliced from 6 exons. Gene Ontology annotation, cellular component: mitochondrion. The coding region runs from base 70 to 570 and encodes 166 amino acids. Gene Ontology annotation, biological process: P450-containing electron transport chain.